Messenger RNA from Caenorhabditis remanei, 1572 nucleotides. RefSeq lists its product as uncharacterized. NCBI's taxonomy places the organism in Eukaryota, Metazoa, Nematoda, Chromadorea, Rhabditida, Rhabditidae. The transcript is spliced from 7 exons. The coding region runs from base 1 to 1572 and encodes 523 amino acids. The record is from RefSeq and is a predicted model, not a curated record.
AUGUCGGCCUCGAAGUUGGUCCGGUCGCCCAAGUAUAAGCUCAAAAAGAAAGCGAGCAACACUGAAAAUCUCCAAAAUUCCGAACAACGCUCUGAGAAUUGCACCUUGGACGAAGCGGAAGCAGCCGAUGAGAAAGAGGAAAAAACGGUCAGCAUCCGGAAAGCAGUCAGUAUUCGUAAAACUGUGUCCAGCAAAGCGAUCGUUCAAGUACCCGUACCAGAAGCUCCGCCCACUCACUUCUUGCCGGUUGUGAUCCAAAUCGAUGCGACAACGUGGAGCAAGUUUAUGGAGCACGUGGAUAUCAAUCGAAAUCUACUGAUCACUUUUGUUAGACGCCCUUUGAUGUCUUCAUUUAUGCCGGGAGAUCAAAUUACAAUUGUCGAUGGAUCACCGUUUUGGACACUUGAAUCUCUCAAAGACUACAUCGGGGACACCCUAUUACGUGGACGUCCUACUGUAGCAAUUACAGUAAUCCGUGCGUGGAAUUUGAGUUGUUUGAGUAAAGAACAAAUCGAUAAAAUCGCACCGCUUCCGGAAGAGAAGCUUCACUACUUUUCGGUUAAGAUUUAUUGUCAGAAUGAGGAUGCUGGAUUGAUGUUGUGUUCGGAUCGUAAGAGAGUUCUGGUCCAGCAUCUCCGUGCGAAGACCCCAGCUAGCCACGUCUUCUUGGUUGGAGAUCAAAUCCUUGGCGUCAACGAGGAGAUCUACGAGACCAAAGACAAAAGACCACUUCGAAAGCAAAUCAAGAAGCAAAUCGAGCAGUCUGCAAAGAAAAACGGAUUCGCUGAAAUAAUUGCCUGUCGUCAAAUCGGAGCACGCAGCUCACCGGCACCGAGUCUUGAGGCGGAGCUUGCCGAGAAGUUUCCAGAGUACGCGAUUGGUGUGGAGAAGGGGAUUAAUGUGGAGAAGAAGAUAAGCCUGCCACUUGAAGCGGAUGCUUUGGAGAUCUCAAUGCGAGAGUUGACAUGGUUGAAAUGUUACGAAGGAAGAGAUGGAUUUGAGAUUCCAAUAUGUGACAGAGGAGAAGACAUGGACUUGCCUUUUACCCAAGAAGAAGAAAUCGAACAAAUGGAACUUCCUGGCCUCCCUCCUCAAACAUCAUCUACAAAUGUGACACCAUCUUCGUCCAUUACUCAACUCGCUGAGCCGGCUCCCGUUCCUCUUGCAAAAUCUGGUUCCAACACUUCCACUCUUCCAACUACCACGAUCUCGGAGAAGGUGAUAGAUCCCGCGAAGCAAGAGACUUCGAAAUUGGAGCCGCCCGUCGUGAAAACAGAAAAUGAGAAGUCAGUAGUUGGAAAAGUUGAAAAUAAGGAGAAUCCUGAGAACAAGGAGAAUGUGGAAAAGACGGAUAAGGAACUGGAAAACUCGAUGGAUUGUCUUCCAAUUGCAGACACACCGAGAAAACGGAGUAUUUUCAAGAAGGAGGCGGAGCCAGGGGAUCGGACGGUUACUAUCAAGGACAUCCCGGAAACCAACAAAAUCACAUCGGAUAUUCCAGAGGAGGACGAGAUGAAGAAGUGUGAUGCACGGUCUGGAAUGAUUGCCUACAUCAAGAAUAUUUUCAAAUGA